Naegleria lovaniensis is the source of this 939-nucleotide messenger RNA. RefSeq lists its product as uncharacterized. Lineage: Eukaryota; Heterolobosea; Eutetramitea; Acrasida; Naegleriidae. The transcript has a single exon. The coding region runs from base 1 to 939 and encodes 312 amino acids. The record is from RefSeq and is a predicted model, not a curated record.
AUGAAAACCCGAUCACGACAUACGAGGAAAGCAAUUGUAGGAGAAAAAUUCAAUGAUGACGAUGAGGAUAUUUUGUUUAGUACAUCUCAUGAGGAAAAUAAUAAUGAAAUGAUUCUCUCCGAUGACGAUGAUUUCAUCAGUGAAGACUCAUCAACAAUGAACAAUAAUAUUAUUCAUAUCGGAAAGCCCACACAAUUUUUCGAAAUUCCUCUUGUGAGGUUUGGUCAACAGCUCUAUAUACCGUUAGUUUAUGCAAAAAGAUUUUUGAACAUUUCAACAAGGACCAUUUAUGCCAUGUACGGACGAUUUGAAACUUUGACCUCUCUGACCGAGAGAGUUUGUUUGAAUGGAAAUGAAAUGAAAACAUUAGCCGAGUUAAGUAAGAGAGAAGGCCUUGACCGUAGUUUGCAUAUUAAGAGCAACAGGAACGGCAUUUCGUUAUUUCAAAUCGAAAAGUUUGUUAACAAAGUUGUAGAACAAUUACACAAAGGUCAACCUUCACAAGAGAGUGAUGAUGAUGAAACUCUGUAUUCCUCAGAAAAGCCCUUAUCAAUUCCAGAAGACUAUUCCAUCUCUUCCCAUGCUCAUUUACAUGAUUUUAUUCUCAACCUGGACAACAAUACCAUUGAAACUAAUAAUGUCACAGAGAAUGCAAAAGACGUGGAAGAGGAUGAGAGUGUAGGAGAAAUCCAAAGCGAAGAGAGUAAUGAAAGCUAUUCGACAACUACUACAUCACUUGACGACGAUGGUGAUGAUGGCGAUACAUCACAUAACAUUUCAAAAGCUACACAAAGUAUGGUCACGCUGGAAGAAUAUGACCACAAAAUUAUUGAUACUUGUCCACUGCAUUAUGAUGGAGUGAAGAAUUUUCAAAAGCUUUUGGUCCAUUUAACCAAGGAACGGAGCAAUUGUAAUGUGUUGGUACCUUUAGAUUACUAA